Messenger RNA from Seminavis robusta, 1116 nucleotides. The record is from the annotation of a GenBank genome assembly. Lineage: Eukaryota; Bacillariophyta; Bacillariophyceae; Naviculales; Naviculaceae.
AUGUCUUACCAGUACUCUUUGAAUCAAGGCCAAGGGUUCGGCGCUGCCAACGGUCGAGGCAACCAUCAGGGAGGUGGUAGUGGCAAUAGUAUGAACAUGAACGACAAUGGCGGUGGAAAGAGUCAGAAUCCUUCGUCCAUCGAUGCCAUGUUCCAAGGCAUCUUGCCUUCCACUGGUGCCGGUGCAGUUGCAGCAUCCCCGGCCAAUGCUCGCCAAUUGAGUGGUCUCAACCACAUGAAUCUGAGCACCAUGACGGCUGCUGGAAUCAGUGUGCAUCAAGCGCAGCUUCCCUCGACCAGACUGCAAUCAAGCGGUCUGGGCGUCAAUGUCGGACAUGUCAAUGCCGCUCAAGACUUUUCUUCUGCUUCCCUCAACAUCAGUGAUGAAAUCAAGCGUUUGCAGCAAUUGCACCAGCUGACGCAAGGACAAGGCACAGCUCCUUCGGCCACUGCCAACACCAACCAGUUCAUGCAGGGAUUGCUGGCUGGAAGAACUGGAGCAGCGGCUGCCAUGAACCAGUUGGGCGUCAAGAAUACGACUUCAGCGGGGACUCACUCACACCCCAUGUUUCAGUCAGCGUUGCAGCAGUCCUCCACUACGAAUGCCAGCGGUCUCAUCUCUCCCGCCGCAGCUGCCCAGUUGAUGGCAGCUUCCGCGGGUCAAAUGCUCCCUUCACCCAGCAUGCUCUCCGCAAGAGCUGCUUUGAGUCAGCAAAGACCAGGGCCUGGAGCCAUUGAACCGUUCCCUGAAAAGUUACACAGAAUGCUCAUGGAAGUGGAAGCAAGUUCGAAAGGACACAUCAUCUCCUUUGUGGACGAAGGAAGAGCCUUUGCCAUUCACAAACCCAAUCAGUUCUUCAAGGAAAUUGUCCCCUUAUACUUUCGGCAAUCACGGUUGUCUUCCUUCAAGCGACAGCUCAAUCUCUAUGGAUUUGAACUCAUCUCCAACGGACCCUCCAGAGGUGCCUAUUUUCAUGAACUAUUCCAACGAGACAAACCCAAUCUUUGUCGAAGAAUGAGGCGGGUAGCUGUCAAGGUUGCUGCAGCUGCCAAAAAGACCGAUACCAGUGAUCAAGAACCAAAGCAGGAGGAGGGCUCUGCGGGUGGGGAAGAGUAG